GCAGUAACACACCAAACACACACCUUGAACUACACAAACCCAAACAGAGAAGAAGGAAAUCUGUCGGUUCAUUUCCUGGUUGCACAUCCAGUCCAGAACCUCUCCUCUGCUCCUCUGCUCGGAUUGUUGUUUUUCUUCUCAUCAUCUUGAAGUUAGAAACUAAACUCGACCGAUAAUGUUCCGAGGCUUCGGGACGUGGCUGGGUCUGGAGAACCAGACGUACACGAAGACGUCCGAGGAGAAAGAAGAGGAGGAGCUGGUGGUGGUGGAGCAGGAAGAGAAGGUGGUGGAGGCGCAGAACGAGGUAAACAAACAGCAGCCAGCUGACGAGGAUGGAGAACCGGAGGAGAUCCAGGAGAUCAACGAGCUGAACGAGCUGGGGAAAGGACUCGGUGAGUACAUCUUCAGUUUUGCCUCCAGUGCCACCAAGAAAAUCUCUGAGUCAGUGGUGGAGACGGCUCAGACCAUCAAGAAGACUGUGGAAGAAGGGAAAAUCGACGGCAUCAUAGACAAGACUUUCCUGGGAGACUUUCAGAAGGAGCAAGAGAAGUUUGUCCAAGAGAAGAAGGCAAAAAAAUCAGAAGUAGCAGUGCCUCCCUGGGUUGGCUACAACGAGGAGGAGACAAUCCAGCAGCAGAUCCUGGCUCUGUCAGCUGACAAGAGAAAUUUCUUGCGAGACCCUCCCGCUGGUGUUCAGUUCCACUUCGAAAUGGAGCAGAUGUAUCCUCUGGCUGCAGUGAUGCUGGAGGAAGACCAGCUGCUCAACCGCAUGCGCUUUGACCUGGUUCCUAAACAUGUGAAGGAGGAGGUUUUCUGGAGGAAUUAUUUCUACCGGGUGUCUCUGGUCAAGCAGUCGGCUCAGCUCACAGCGCUGGCAGCCCAGCAGCAGCAGAAGGACGGCGAGGACAGAGCGGCCAGUGUUUCACCCGAAGAUGUCGUCUUAACAGACAAUGUUAGACCAAAAACUCCUCCAGUUUCCAUCAGCGACAUACAGAAGCCGACUCAGGAAGACGAGGAGGAGAUGUCGACAAGUCCCGGAGUGUCCGAGUUUGUGAGCGAUGCUUUCGACUCGACAAGCAUCAACCAGGAGGACCUGAGGAAAGAGAUGGAGCAGCUGGUGCUGGAUAAGAAGGAGAGCGUCCCCUCUCCCGAUGAUGAAUCAGCAGACUGGGAGAAGGAGCUGCAGCAGGAGCUUCAGGAGUACGAGGUGGUGACUGAGGCAGACAACAAAGACGACCAAUGGGAUCAAGAGAUUGAGAAGAUGCUGCAGGCUGACGACAGCUAGACAAGUACCGCGUGUCUGUCUCCUGAUAAGUCAUCCGGCCCAGAAUGGAGGAAUAGUGACGGGUGAUUCACAAGGGGGAUGAACUUCCACAUUCUCUGCUACACCCAACUGUGAUUACUAUCCUGUAAACGUUCUCAUGUACCCGAUGAAGGGGUAGAUCCAAUAAUAGCAAGAGUGUGUCACCUCUGCUGGAAACAGUGGGUAUGUUCAGACAUAUUAGUAAAGUGCUACUUCAUUGCUCCUUCCUACUUUUAUCUACUCGCUUUCCCUUACCCUCUCUCUUUGUCAUGGCGGGGAAAAGCCGCUAGAGGGCGCUCCAGUACAAGCACAGUGAAUUUUAUAACGGAGGUGGCUUGUUUGAAAUGACAUGAAAUUGUAUCUCUGUUUCCACUGCUGCUUUCUGGUGGGUUGUACAGUAAAGUCUCGGUAUAGUUAUAGUACAGUAAAGUCAAAUGUAAAGUUACAUUUCUGUAAAUAAAGAAGAUUCUAACACUAUACUUAACUAUAUUUCCCUUUCAUUACACCUGCUUGUCAUUUUACAUUUUGUACCGCGCUUUCACAAACUCCCGUGUGCAUGUCUGCUUUACUUUGUUUUCUCUGCAACUGAAGUACUGUACAUUUUCUGUUUAACAUGUCAUCCUUUAAUAAAUAUUUAUCUGUGA
This is a messenger RNA of Sebastes umbrosus (honeycomb rockfish), 1947 nucleotides long. RefSeq names its product synapse-associated protein 1-like. Gene Ontology annotation, cellular component: cytoplasm; synapse. The record is from RefSeq and is a predicted model, not a curated record. The coding region runs from base 176 to 1285 and encodes 369 amino acids. The transcript has 9 exons. NCBI's taxonomy places the organism in Eukaryota, Metazoa, Chordata, Actinopteri, Perciformes, Sebastidae.